AUGGGCGAGUCACCGCUUCAAUUGGCCCUGGGCCGGGGCCACAACAGCUUGGUCGAAUUGUUGCUGAGAAGAGGGGCCGAUCCCAAUUGGGCCAACAUAGCAGGAUCGACUGCUCUGCAUAUUAUUUUCAAAAGAGACCGCCCAGAUUAUUACGUCUUAGCGAAGAUGUUGUUCGAGCUCAGCGACAAAAAAUAUCAGCCUUUGCAAAUCAAUCUUCAAGACUAUUUGGGUAACACGCCGUUGCACUUGACUCUGAGUUUGAGGCGGGGCCGUAUGGAAAUUGUCAAGUUACUGCUGCAAUUCGGUGCGAAUCCAAAUUUAGCCAAUGCAAAGGGAUGGACACCUCUGAAAAAGCUGUUCAACAGAAAGUACGAUGACAAAUUGGCCGAGACGUUUUUUCAGAUCUGCGCCGAGAAAAAGCAGCCGUUGGAGGUGGACGCAAAGGACAAAUUGGGCCAAACCCCACUGCAAUUGGCCGUGGCGAAUAUUUUACCGAGUGCCGUUGAUUUACUCUUGGAUCAAGGCGCUGAUCUGACCGACUUUGUUUUCCCUCUGGCUAGUUAUCUUGACGAGAUACCAACCAACUAUACCCACAGUUUUGAUUUGAGAUUGGCAUCUGGCCUUUUGGUCAUCACCGAGCGCCUCGAGAAGAGUGGAUACGAGCUGGACCAAAGCGGCGCCUUAUCGAUCAUGAAAGUGUUCGCCAAGCACAGAUGGUUCGAGAAGCCGUCCGAUGCCGAAAGAGCUUGGUGCGAUCAGGAGAAGUUCAGCAGCAAAGCAAGUAAAAUAAUGGUGAAUCCGAGUCUGUCGCUCUACGACCUGAUCCAGUUACAACCCGAAGAGGCGUCGAAACUCGUCACGUACGCGGACUAUUUCAGACUUUGGUCCUCGCGUGAAUUAGGCAAUCUCUUCGUCUCCAAAAGCCAUAGAAAGCCCUGCACUUUGCACCUGAUAGAGAAACUAUCGAGAGGGUUUUUCCGUGAGUGGGCACUGGAAUUUUUCUGCGAACUGGUACGAUAUCAACUGCCAAUAGAGUGCUGUGAAAUUAUCAUCGAUGAUUCAUUCGUGAACGAAAAUUUAUGUAAUAUCUGCUUGGCGGCUGCAAUCCAAAAUGAAAAGGACAGGGGAAAAAUGAAAUAG
Molecule: messenger RNA, 1140 nt
Organism: Trichogramma pretiosum
Lineage: Eukaryota; Metazoa; Arthropoda; Insecta; Hymenoptera; Trichogrammatidae
Exons: 1
Coding region: 1-1140 (379 amino acids)
Molecular function (GO): protein binding
Source: RefSeq, a predicted model, not a curated record